Messenger RNA from Lichtheimia ornata, 1302 nucleotides. RefSeq lists its product as uncharacterized. The record is from RefSeq and is a predicted model, not a curated record. The transcript is spliced from 3 exons. Gene Ontology annotation, molecular function: amino acid transmembrane transporter activity. NCBI's taxonomy places the organism in Eukaryota, Fungi, Mucoromycota, Mucoromycetes, Mucorales, Lichtheimiaceae. Bases 1 to 1302 code for a protein of 433 amino acids. Gene Ontology annotation, cellular component: vacuolar membrane. Gene Ontology annotation, biological process: amino acid transmembrane transport.
AUGUCAAUUUACAAAGAAAAGGGCGGCAAUGGCUCAAUUGAGUAUGGGUCCUCGAUUGUCCAUCAUGAUGGCGAAUACGAUUACGGCACCGAUUUCAAAGACGUAGAUCGUAGCAAAGGUGCAUCUUCUACUUAUGCAUACUAUAAUGUUGUGUGUGUCAUUGCUGGCACUGGUACCUUGGGCUUGCCACAUGCGUUGGCUCAAGGAGGUUGGAUUGGUAUUUUCAUCCUUGUUUUGGCCUUGCUCAUGUCCACGUAUACCGCUAUCAUCUUGGUGCGAUGCUUGUAUGCAAAGGGCGAUCGACGAUUGUCUUGUUACAAGGAUGUGGCUACAGCAUCAUUUGGCGCCGUAGGUGGCUGGAUCACCUUUUUCUUCAACGCAUGGCUUCUACUUGGUGUGCCCGUUUUAUACAUGGUAUUGUCGGGUGCCAAUCUUCAGGAACUCUGUAAAAACACACCCGGUGCAAUUGGUCCGACUCCAUGGACGAUCGUAUCAUGUGCCAUCAUCGCCAUCCCACUUGUAUUGCUUAAAAACAUGAAAGAAACAGCCUUGAUGAGUGCCUUUGGUUCAUUGUCAACUGCUGUUACGGUGAUCAUUGUACUUGUCGUUGCUUGUAUCGAUCAAAAGGAUGUCGGCCCUGUACACCAUGACCCUGUUAUUUGGAAUCAAUUCCCUAUUGCAUUGUCAACAAUUGCAUUCAGCUAUGGUGGCAAUGUUAUUUAUUCUCACGUGGAAGCAUCCAUGCGUCGUCCAAAAGAUUGGCCAAAGGUUGCAGCUGCAGGCCUUGGUACAUGUGCAUGCCUCUACUUCUUGACAGCUAUUCCCGGUUACUACGUCUAUGGUGUCAGCGUAAAGAGUCCCGUUUAUGACAGCAUUCCCGAUGGUGUUCCAAAGACGAUCGCCAUUGUGCUCAUGACAGCUCACGUGCUCACUGCCAGUCCACUCUUGUGCACCUCAUUCGCUCUCGAUCUUGAAGACAUGCUUGGCAUCACUGUCGAAAAGCUUGGCCGAUGGAAGGAAUUCAUUCUUCGUGCUAUUCUACGCAUUAUCGUUAUCGUCAUUGUUGGCGUUGUUGCAUGCUUUGUGCCUCACUUUGACUUGCUUAUGGGUCUAAUUGGAUCCUUCGCCAACUGUGGAUUGAUUUUCAUCUUCCCCGUGGUGUUCUAUCUCAAGCUCACUGGUGUACGCAAUAAGCCUAUCUAUGAACUCGCCUGGUGCGCACUCAUUGCUGUGUUAGGCAUUGUGGGCCUUAUCUUUGGUACCAAGGAUUCCAUUCAAGGAUUGAUCAAAGCAUAUGAAUGA